GAACCAGUCCUGGAAUUUUUAAAAAUGCUUUUAGACUUAUUCGCCUAGAACCUCUUAUCGUGAGUCUUUUUAAAUUGAGGCACUCGGCUAGAAGCACUUCUAGAUUUUUAUUGUUAAGUAUACAUGAUCCACUAUUUUCAAAACUUAGCCAUUAUAAAUUGGG
Messenger RNA from Funneliformis geosporum, 163 nucleotides. The record is from the annotation of a GenBank genome assembly. NCBI's taxonomy places the organism in Eukaryota, Fungi, Glomeromycota, Glomeromycetes, Glomerales, Glomeraceae.